AUGGCAGCCACGUUCCCUAUCGUCACAAGCGCACAGCGCUCUGUGUUCGCUGUCGCCAUAAUUUUCGCCAUUCUGCCGUUCAUUGCGGUGGUUCUACGACUCGCAGCUCACAGAGUCGCCCAUAGAAAACUCGAUUCAAGCGACUACUUCAUCGUGGCGGCUGCAGUCCUCGCUGUCUCUCUAGAAGCCAUCAGCAUCACCGCGGCGGAGUAUGGGAUGGAACCGAUAACGAAACUGCUCAAGCUGGUAAUUCCUCUUCAGCUUACAUGGGCGCUUAGCCUGAGCUGCACGAAGAUCUCCAUCUUGUUGCUGUACAUGCACGUAUUCCCGGUCACGGCGCUGAUCUGGACGGCACGCGCUACCAUCGUCAUCAUUAUCAUGUGGGCGACGGCCACGAUCCUUGCCGGGUUACUGAUUUGCAAGCCCCUUGCCUUCAACUGGGACCAGACGAUUCCCGGAGGUAGCUGCGGCGACCAGGUCUUGUCUUUCACCAUCACGGGCAUCGUCAACCUGAUCACUGACAUCAUGGCUUUGGCGCUGCCGCUGCCGUUCCUCUUCCAGCUGCAGAUGAAGCUGUACAAGAAGGUGGUGCUGAUGUGCGUCUUCAGCUUGGGUUUCUUAACCUGCGUCGUCAGCGGCUUCCGGAUCAAGACGCUCAACACAAUGGACUUCGCCGACAUCACGUAUUCAAUCCCACAAGCCAACAUCUUCAGCGGCCUCGAACCGAGCGUCGGUGUCAAUCUGGUUUGUGUGCCGCUACUGCGGCCGCUUUUCGGUCGUUCUGGGUAUUCGAGCUCAGGCACGGCGAAUUAUAAAGGCGGAAGCGGUUCGGGCAUGGUGCCCGGGACCAUUGGCAAGGGCAGCAGAUUGUUCGAGCCGCUGUCGGACGGCUCGAGUCAGUACCGCCUGCGUCCUGUCGGCCCCAAGUACGGCGCCACAAUCACGACCACGGAACAGCCCGGUACCGGGGCCACCAGGCACAGCGAGGACAGUCAUAGCCACGGAAGCGAUCCGGCUGGGGACCGGGAUAGUAAGGGGAUUAUGGUUACUCACGAAUGGAAUGUCUCAUAG
Messenger RNA from Anthostomella pinea, 1071 nucleotides. The record is from the annotation of a GenBank genome assembly. Lineage: Eukaryota; Fungi; Ascomycota; Sordariomycetes; Xylariales; Xylariaceae.